Molecule: messenger RNA, 3975 nt
Organism: Xenopus tropicalis (tropical clawed frog)
Lineage: Eukaryota; Metazoa; Chordata; Amphibia; Anura; Pipidae
Gene: mtf2
Product: metal response element binding transcription factor 2
Cellular component (GO): nucleus
Source: RefSeq, marked validated
CGACAGUCUAGUAUGGCGGUAUCUGGCGGUUGCUGAAAGGAGUUUGUAAUUCUUCCCACAAUGCAACGCGCACUCCGCGGGAAACCAAAAUGGCGAAGGGCUGCAAGCGAACCGGGCUGCCUCUGUGCCGCUGGUAACCGAAGAUCGGAAAGUUAGGAACCCGUUGUGCCGCCAGCUGAAGGGCAACCACCAGACGGCUAAUACGUUUAUAGGGCUCUCUUCUGUUUUAGCGGUAGUGAGCGCGCCGCACUACCGAAGAGACCGAAUGAGAGACGCAACUGUGGUGGGCAAGUCAUUGGUCCUUAAAAGAUCCACUUUCCGUCGACAUCCAAAGGCUGUUGAGUCCUUGACCAAGCUGUGUGUACGGCAUGGAACGAUACCUAAGAGACAAAUAUGUAAAUUUGAAGAAGGUCAAGAUGUCCUAGCAAGAUGGUCAGAUGGAUUGUUUUAUCUUGGAACUAUCAAAAAGAUAAAUAAGUUGAGACAGAGCUGCUUUAUCUUAUUUGAAGAUAGCUCAAAAUCGUGGGUACUCUGGAAAGAUAUACAGACAGGAGCCUUUGAAAGUGAGGAAAUGGUUUGUUCAAUAUGCCAAGAAGAAUAUUCUGAUGCACCAAAUGAAAUAGUUAUAUGUGACAAAUGUGGCCAAGGUUAUCAUCAGUUGUGUCACACUCCAAAAAUUGACCCCAACGUGAUAGAAACAGAUGAAAAAUGGCUUUGCCGGCAAUGUGUUUUUGCAUCUACAACAAAGAGAGGAGGCGCACCGAAGAAAGGGCCCAAUGCAAAAGCUUUGCAAGUCAUGAAGCAGAGUUUACCAUACAACUUGGAAGACUUGGAAUGGGAUAUAGGCCAUAAAACCAAUGUACAGCAAUGUUACUGCUACUGUGGAGGUCCAGGAGACUGGUAUUUAAAGAUGCUUCAGUGCUGCAAAUGUAAGCAAUGGUUCCACGAGGCCUGCGUGCAAUGCUUGGAAAAACCUAUGCUCUUUGGGGACAGAUUUUAUACGUUUAUUUGUUCAGUCUGCAAUUCUGGACCAGAAUACCUCAAACGUCUAUCUUUGAGAUGGGUAGACAUAGCACACCUAUGCUUAUACAAUCUAAGUGUUAUUCACAAGAAGAAGUACUUUGAUUCAGAACUUGAACUUAUCACAUACAUAAAUGAUAACUGGGAUCGAAUACAACCUGGAGAGCUGGCUGACACACCAAGAUCAGAAAGAUAUGAACAUAUUCUGGAUGCAUUAAAUGAAAAUAAAACAAUGUUUAUGUCUGGAAAAGAAAUUAAGAAAAAGAAACAUUUGUUUGGCUUGAGAAUUAGAGUUCCUCCAGUGCCUCCUAAUGCAGCAGUUAAAAUGGAAAAAGAGGAAAGUACAUCUCAUGAGUUCAAGAUUAAGGGCAGAAAGUCUUCAAAGGUUACACCUGUCACAAAAGAGAUAAACAAUGGUGAGGUGAAAAAGAGGAAACCAGUUGGAAGACCACCAGGUUCUCACAGGAGAAAAAUUUUGCAAAAUGAGCCAUGUGAAACCCCAUCUCUGGCAAAUAACAUGGAUACUGAACCUGUAUCAGAGAAUUCCUUGUUAGAUACACCAGAACAAAGAAGCAGGAAACCGGAGGUGACCAAUUCAUCAUCCAGUAACUCAGAUUUAGAAACCAGUGGUGCUGUCAGUGCAAAAGAAACUACCUCAUCUAUUGUUUCCAGUCCUCAGCCUGACUUCAGGAGGGUGACCCGCACAGGCCGGACCUGGCCUGCUUCAAUACCACCACAGAAAAAGAGGGGACGCCUUCCACGGAGAGCUCUGCAGACUCACAAUUCAGACCUUACAAAGAAUGAUGAAAGCAAAGAAGAUUUGCAGCCUGCUGGACUCAAUACAGAUAUUGUUAAAAACUUGACUGAGCAGGACUUACAGUUGAAUCAUUUGAAGAAUUCCAUUACUAAUUAUUUUGGUGCUGCGGGCAGGAUAGCAUGUGGUGAAAAGUAUCGUAUUUUGGCACGCCGAGUAACGCUUGAUGGAAAGGUGCAGUAUCUUGUAGAGUGGGAUGGGGCAACUGCCUCCUGAAUUCGUUCCAACUGUGCGAUAUGAAGAGGAUAUAUAGCUUCUUGUACUGUAAGACCAUUUAUUUAAAAAGGUGCCUGCAAGCCCUGUGGUACAAAAGGUCUCUCAACAUGCUCACUGCUGACCCUGUAAUACAAAAUGCCCACUGGGGUGGCAAUUUUACUGCAUUUGUUUCACAAUUUGUGCCACUGUUUACCAGAGGGAACACUGCUUUUAACCAAAUAUCUGCAACAGUGCACAUUUCUGAGAAUCUGGUUUACAGUAUUUCUAAUCAAACCUGUUAAUGUAUUGUGUAUGUAAUGUGGCUUUCAUGUUUAGCAAGUAUUGCCCUCUCUUCUACCGAAGAGGCUUGCAUCUUAUUCUUAUGCAGGCCUGUCUGGCAGACAAAGAAUUUCCUGUUUUAAAGUGUUUAAAAGCCGAAGUGCCACCAUAGCUGCAACUCUCACCCAUCCAACCAGUACUUUUUCUACACUGCAGUCAUUUUUAAAACAACCUCAAAAAUGGAAUUUAGAAUGGCAUUGUAGAGCAGGCCAGCUCCAGGGCUAAAAACUGAAUGAACCCAAAACCAAAAGAGUUUAACUUAAAAAAAUAAAUUAGCUUUACCCGAAGCAAUGGUUGAGUUAUACAGAAAAUGGGAUAUAAACACAUUUACCUCUUCCAUUUAGUAGAAUCCAAAGAAAAUUUUUGUUAUGAACUACAGAGUUGCGCUGUAACGGCUGUUACCUAGGGGGUUAUAUUAAUUUUCGUUAAGGAACACAGAAAUUGGCACACACUCUGUACAUGGCUUGGCUCUGUAAAAAAAAAAAAAAAAUCAUACUACGUUGUGCCUUUUCAAAGCCAUUUCCUUUUUCUAAGCAUUUUUGGGGGUCUUUCCAGCCUACAUUCACCAGGGGUUGUUGGCAUUGUUUUUAAGCCUAUGGUUUCCAAGAGCUAUAAAUCCAGCUGUUAAGCAGCUUAAUGACUGGUGAUGUCUGUAGAUUAUUCUGCUUCACUUCUCUGUACUUCUGUGCUCUUACUGUUACUGGAUGGCACUAUGGCUUUACACAAUGUAUUUAAGACUUUUAACUUUGUAAAUUGUCUGUGUAAGUAGCAAGUUGUUUUAAAAGGUGAUCUAUGCAAAAUUGUACUUAAAUGUGAUUAGGAGAUUAUUCAGUUUCAAAAACAAAUGCAAAGACUAUGUCAGGACAAAUGCAGUAUUUUACACAGCAGAGGCUUCCUCAGGACCAUUUGGUGCUUUCACUUGCCCAAUUCUAGGACAAAUACGAGACCAGCACAGGCCAGAGUAAUCGGUCAUAUUUGUUUCUGUAAAAUGGUUGCAUUUUUUCCCCUCACUUUUCAAUUAGAACUGAUUUUAAUAUAUAUAUAUUUUAAUAACAAUUUAUUGAUCGUUUUGGGAUUCUAUUCAGCAGCGUUUUGUGCCUAACUAUGAGACCUAUGCCUCAAAUGUACAGUGUUACUACUGAAUAGAAUCUUACAUGUUUUUUUUUGUUUUUUUUAAUAGCAAUGUGUUUAAGGAAAAAAUUAAAAUGAGCAAAUUGCUGGUAACGCAUUAAUUAUUAAUGGAAGAGUUGGUGCUGCAAAUCUCCCACAGUCAUUUUUUCCCUGUGUCUGGCAGUUUGUACAUACAUAGCUAUUCUUGUCCUUGAGGGAAAGGAAAUAAAAAAAAUGUCACAGCAUGAGGUGCACAUAUUGUAUACUAAUAGGUUUUAUAUCAGGAGAUCAGCACUAUAUGAAUGCUAGGAAGAGUUUCAGUAUGUCCUUCAAAUUUUUUUACAAUUUUAUUUCUGAUAAAUCAGUUUCUUAUGUUAAGUGUACAGUACAUGCCUAUGUCAGUUUGGAUUGAUUUCCUUAUCUAGAAAUUCAAAUUACUGAUUUAAAAAAAAUGGUUUCAUCUUAUUUAAGAAAGUAAAAUUCUACCUUGAAACACA